Molecule: messenger RNA, 5595 nt
Organism: Arachis stenosperma
Lineage: Eukaryota; Viridiplantae; Streptophyta; Magnoliopsida; Fabales; Fabaceae
Product: disease resistance protein RPV1-like
Exons: 6
Coding region: 429-4070 (1213 amino acids)
Biological process (GO): signal transduction; defense response
Molecular function (GO): ADP binding
Source: RefSeq, a predicted model, not a curated record
GUCAGUAAUUUCUCGGUUGACGUUGACCAAGUUGAGUCUUGGUCGCAUAUAGUCUACACAGUCCGUGACAUGAGAAAGGGUUGCUUUCUUAUUAAUUAAGUGCUAAAUCAUUCCCUCAACCUUGUGCUCUUGAGUCUUAAGUCUUAACUAUUGUGUGCAGUGUAAGCAGUAGUAUUAAUUGACUGAAAAUACUAAAUUAUCAAUGUUUUUAAUGGAAAGAGAGAGCCCGAUGGAGGUAGCUUCAUGAUCAUAAUUAUAUUUAUGGACCCACGCGGAAAUUCAAAGGAUGGUUCCCCUGACUUUCUCGACCACUUCACAUGCAUUUGCAGUCCGUGAGAUUAGAAAGAGUUUCUUUCUUAUUAAUUAAGUGCUGAAUUAUUCCCCUCUUAUGCCUACUGCACUCGUCACUACAUUACCAUCAUACACACAUGUCACUUUCAGUUGCCGCUGCUGCUGCUUCUUCUUCUUCUCAGGCACCUCCCACUCAUCGAUACGAUGUUUUCAUCAGCUUCAGAGGGGAAGACACGCGUAAAGGAUUCCUCAGCCAUCUUCAAGCCGCUCUCCGCCAAAACCAAAUCCAAACAUUCAGAGACGAUGACGGCAUGGACAAAGGAGGUGUCAUCUGGGACGAACUUCUUCACGCCAUCAGAAACUCAAACUUGUUUGUUGUUAUCUUCUCCGAAAACUAUGCAUCCUCUAGGUGGUGCUUGAAAGAGCUGGUGGAGAUCAUGAAACGCAAGAACAAUAACAAAGUAGUGAUUCCAGUGUUCUACGGAAUAGAGCCCACACAUGUUCGCAAGCAGAGUGGAAGUUACCGCAGAGCUUUUGAUAAGCAUGAGAGAUCUCCGGAGGACCGUUGCCAUGUGCAACAAUGGAGGACUGCACUCACUCAUGCUGCCAAUCUUUCUGGCAUCACCUUUGAUUAUCACAGGGAUGAUGAAGCAAAGCUAAUUAGUGACAUUGUAAAAGCAAUUUUGCCACAUUGUCUGAAGAAGUGCUUCAUAGAUGGACUCAACAGACCUUUUAUUUGUAACAAAAACUAUAUCCGUGUUGAAUCUUUGAUGAGACGACGCAAGAUGGAGAAGAUUCUUGUGAUUGGAAUUUGGGGUAUGGGCGGUAUUGGUAAGUCAACCGUUGCUGAGGCUCUCUUCAAUAAUUACUCUUCUGAAUAUGAAGGCUCUUGCUUGUUGUCAAAUUCAAGAGAAUUAGGAAAGCCAUGUCUCAGUGACAUAUGCAGCAGACUUCUUUCCCAAUUAUUAAACCAAGAUCUUCAUAAUACCAAUAUUGGAGUACUAGACUCUCACACUAAAAGUAAACUCAAGAAGAAGAGGGCUUUGAUUGUACUGGAUGAUGUGGUUGAUUCGCCAAUUGCAACUGAUUUGGUUCCAGGUUUGCGUACUUGCCUAUGUUCUGGUAGCAUUGUCAUUUUGACAACAAGGGACAGGAGUGUGCUUACAAGUGGAGGAGUUGAACAAAUUCAUGAAAUCAAGCAAAUGAGUAAUGGAGACUCCUAUAAACUUUUUAGCUAUUAUGCCUUUUCUGAUCCCCAUCCCAAAAAAGGGUAUGGUGAGCUAAUAGUUAGAGUCAUAGAUUAUGCUAAGGGCAUUCCAUUGGCUUUGAAAAUUUUGGGAUCAUUUCUUCGCGGCAAAAAUGUAGGUGAAUGGGAUAGUGCAUUGAAAAAAUUAAGGAAGUAUCCCAAUGCAGAUAUUCAGAAAGUGUUGAGAUUGAGUUAUGAUGCAUUAGAUGAUGAUGAAAAAAACAUCCUUUUAGAUGUUGCAUGUUUUUUCCACGGGUAUGAAAUGGAGAAAAUAACAAGAAUAUUAAAUUCUUGUGAUUUCUUUGCAGAUAUAGGGAUAAGAAGUCUAUUGGACAAGUCUCUUAUAAGUAUUUAUUCAAAUGGUAAUUAUAAAUACAUACAAAUGCAUAGUUUGAUACGGGAAAUGUGUUGGAAAAUCAUUCAUGAAGAAUCUAGUAGAAAUGGUGGUCAACAAACAAGACUGUCGAAUACCGAAGAAAUUUGCAAUAUUUUUCAAGAUGAAAGAGUAAGGAAAUCAUGCUUUAAUGGCUUGGUCUUCAACAUGAGUGUAUGUCUAUAUCAAAAUAUUGCUUACAGCAACACAGUACUAACAUUAUAUUGCAAUAUAUGCUUAUCAAUUUUGCAGGAUAUUCAUGGAGUUGAAAGCAUGAUUGUGGAUAUGAAUGAAAUUACAAUAGAUCCACGUAUAAUCAUCAUUGCAUUAAGGAAGAUGCCAAAGUUAAGGUUACUUGCUUUAAGAGGAAAUAUCAACAUGGAUCUUGAAUCGAACAGCGCUCUAGAGGAUUUUCAACUUCCUAAUGACUUAAGGUAUAUUGAGUGGAAUAAAUGUCCACUUAAGUUUGUGCCGUCUAUUUGUUGGCCUCAAAAACUUGUUCAGCUUUUCAUGCAAGGUAGCAAUAUUGAAAAACUUUGGGAUACAACACAGAAUCUACCAAAUUUGGAAAUAAUUGAUCUCAGUGGCUGCAAACACUUGAUAGAGUGCCCAAAUUUGGCAGGUGCUCGGAAUCUCAAACAAGUAAGACUUAUUGACUGUGUAAGCUUGCCAGAUGUUCAUCCAUCCAUUUUCUCUCUUCCCAAGAUUGAAGAACUAUCUGUGGAAAAUUGCAUAGCGCUGAAGAAGCUCUGCAGUGACUAUUGUUCACCAUCUCUCCAUCUCUUGUGGGCCACUGGUUGCUCCAAUUUGGAAGAGUUCUCAAUCCCCAUGGUGGGUGAUCAGUCCAAUAUCGAGUUAUAUUUACCAGCAACGGCUUUGAGUGAAGUGCCGUCCACUAUUAUGCAUCUCAAAAAUCUUGACUGGUUCGGUUUUAACAUCAGUUAUUCUCUUCAAAAACUUCCUAUAAACCUUGCCCCCAGAAUUGCACUCACGGAUCCAAUAAAACAUGAAGAUGACACAUGCAUCAUCUUAAGUAGAAUAUUGUCCACCCCUGCCUUUUUGUCUCUCAAGGCAUUAACUUUCUGCGAAUGUCAGAGCUUGUCUAAACUCCCAGACAAUAUUCAUGUCUUACAAUCAUUAGAAGCAUUACAUGUGGAAAGUUGUCAUCUCAUCACAAGUUUGCCCAAAAACAUUAAGAAUCUUCAACAGCUCACAGAACUUUGGAUUGCUGAUUGUGAAGUGCUUCAAUACGUACCUCUACUUCCUCCAUCUAUUGAGUACUUUGUUGCAGUAAACUGCAAAUCCUUAGAGAUAGUCUCAAGUUUAACCAGUAAACCACCCAGAAAACACCAAACAUGGCUUGGAUUCUAUAACUGCACAAAGUUGGAUGAUGAUGCAUAUGAAGCAGUUUUGAAAGACUUGAAAUCCAGGAUACAACUUGUGGCAAGUGAUGGAUAUCCAAAUAAUGAAGCAAAGAAUGAUAAUAGAAUCUUCUUCUACUAUUUACCAAGUAAACAGAGCAUAAUUAAUGACUGGUUCCUUGACUACUACUCUAGAGAAGCUUCCAUCAUUAUUGGACUUGCUCCAGAUCACAAGAUUUCUUCUUUGUGUUGUGGCUGCAUGUUAAUUUCUCAAUACCAAUCUUGCAAACUUGGCGAGAAACAAGUGAUAUUUGGAUGGCAAUGCUACUUGGGAAAAGGUUGCAACGAAUGGGAAUGGAUAGCAACUUCUAGAAAUAGAGGACUCUUGACAUUUUAUAUUCCCGUCAAUAGGAUUCCAUUGGAAAUGGUAUCAGAUCAUAAGGUAAUAUGGUAUGAUGGAGCGUAUUCCAACAAGAUAAUGGAAGCAAUCAAAGAGAGAAAGAGGGAUACGGCUUGCAAUCCUAUCCUUAAAUUUGAGUUCUAUGCCCAAACAGAAGAUAAUGAAGAAGUAGUGAUAAAAGAGUGUGGGAUCUGUUGGAUGCAUGUAGAUGUCAAUGAUGAAGGGGAGGUUAGUCCAGAUGCCAUUGAUGAGGGAUAUGAAUCUGAUGACUUGGAGUUGGAGGACGUUGAGAAAACUGGAGAAAGAGUGGAUGUAUAUUGUUGUGCUUUGGAUAUUGUCAAUUGGUUCCAAAGAUUAUUGUGGGGGUGGGGGAGAUCAGAAACCGAAGAAGAGAUAUGAAAAAAGAUUACUCCAGAAACAGAAGAAGAACAUAUCCUGUGAGAACUGGAAGGCGAAAGCUUCUGUGGGGAACAUCUGAACUUCCUUUACUUCAUUAUUGUUGUAAUAGCACACUUUCCAUGAGAACACACCAAUCACCAUUACAGAAUUUUGCUCUUUGAUUGUUUUUCAGUUUCCCUGUGUACAUACACUUAUUAUUAUUCGGCAGUGCAGGUUGCACAUUGUUUUUACCAUUUUCACGCUCUGUAAUUAUUUAGCUAGUUAGCUUGUUUGCAAUAAUGUAGGUGUAGUCCCCAUUCAAACCUAACAAAGAGCUAAAUUAAUCUUCAUUCUAUCUUAUCCUAAUUAUUAUCUCCUUUUUUUUUUUUAAACAGUGAAUUGAAGAAUUCCAAUCCCAGAAGGUCCUGAACGACUCAACUUGGCACUUGCCCCAUUAUUGUAAAAGGUUCCUGAGUGAUUUCCUUUUUCUUUGUUUAGGGAGUAAAAUGCAAUCAAAUGAAUUUAGUGAUUAACUCUUAAAAACGUAAAAUAAAAUGUUUGAUUUAGUUAAUUCCCCUAAAACAAGACUGUUAAUCUCAGAAAAUGUUUAAUUUGAUCAAAUCCUAGGUUGCAAAAUAUAAUCCAUUAGUCUCUAGUGAUUUUCUUUUGAAACCAUAUAUUUGGAUAUGACUUGGCACACAGAAAUAUGUACAAGCUGAUUGCAUUUAGAAAGAUGCCAAAGCUAAGGUUAUUUGCUUUUGCUAGCAACAUUGGUUAUGGACAAAAGAGAGUUGAUUAUACAUUGAGUCUUCCAACAAAUCUGGAGUUGCUUAAUAACUUGAGAUAUAUUCAGGUUGAACUCUCCAUGCCAUAUAGUGAUCUUGAAAAGCUUUGGGAUGAUCCCUGGUAUUUUUUUUUUUCUUCUAAAUUUAAGAAAGAGAAUAAAUCUUCUGUCUAUUAUAUUAAUUAAAACUUAUGUGAUUAUACCAGAAUAAUUCUAUCUGUUUAGAGUUUACCUAUUAUGCAUGGACACGAACACAGGACACGUGUAACGACCCAAUUUCCAGUAUGGCAUGCUUAUACUGAAAUAUCAAGUGUUACCAACUUAAAGCUAUACUGACACUGUUAUUAAUAAUAUCAAAUCUGUAAUCGGGCUAACAAAACUCGAUUUUUAUGAAAAAUAUUCCUUAAAGAAAAUUCAUAAUAAAUACAUAGACAGGAUAAUAUACUAUAAUAUAUGUAUAUAUACAGCACCCAAAAUAUAAAAGGUUAGUUAUACCCUCACCGUUAUGUACAUAUAUACAAUUCAAAACAUUUCUGAGAUCUGGCCCAUAUAAGAAAUCCCUAAUCUGACGUCCAGACUAGCCUAGUCUUAUAACCUGAUCUCUCAAAAAACAAAAGUUAGAGUCUAAGACAAAAGAAACACAAAACUGGAGAACUGCCAAAAGAAAAUGCUGAUGUCGCUGCCUAAUCGCUGUCAGAAGUUAAUAACGAUGACAUCGGGUGUAUUCUAGGGGCUACCAUCACCGUUGCCUCCUACUGAAAC